This is a messenger RNA of Staurois parvus, 369 nucleotides long. The record is from the annotation of a GenBank genome assembly. Lineage: Eukaryota; Metazoa; Chordata; Amphibia; Anura; Ranidae.
AUGACUUUGUAUUGUGCAUUUUCAGGUGUCCAGUCUGCAGAACAACUUACCCAGUCAGAGCCAGCUGUGAUAAAGCCGGGGAACUCUCACACACUGACCUGUAAAGCGUCUGGAUUCACUUUCAGCAGCUACUGGAUGUGCUGGGUCAGAGAGAUUGGAGGAAAAUUACAAGGGCUAGCUGAUAAUAGCCCAGAUGGCAAUACCAAGUGCUAUCAUGAUGAUUUUAAAGGAAGAUUCACAAUCUCCAGAGAUAAUACUAAUAACAUGUUGUAUCUGAAAAUGGACAAGAUGAAAACUGAAGACACUGCAUUGUAUUACUGUGCAAGGUACACAGUGAUCGAAACAACUCUUACAUGGAACAAAAACUAG